Molecule: messenger RNA, 2015 nt
Organism: Benincasa hispida (wax gourd)
Lineage: Eukaryota; Viridiplantae; Streptophyta; Magnoliopsida; Cucurbitales; Cucurbitaceae
Product: L-ascorbate oxidase-like
Cellular component (GO): plasmodesma; extracellular region
Molecular function (GO): copper ion binding; oxidoreductase activity
Source: RefSeq, a predicted model, not a curated record
UUCUUCCCUCCUUACUCAUUGCUUUGCUUAUUGUUCUUCCCUGCCUGGAGAAUAAUAAUAUGGCAAAAGCUGCAAAUCAGCCAUUGUUUCCUCUGCCUUUUCUAGUCAUCUUCUUGAUUUUCUCAAUGAUUUCUGGGUUUGGAAUAACUCUCUCUGAGGCAGUUAACAAUACCAGAUACUUCAAAUGGGAGGUUGAGUACAUGUUUUGGUCCCCGGACUGUGUCGAAAACCUCGUCAUGGGAAUCAAUGGCCAGUUUCCCGGGCCAACGAUUAGAGCCAACGUUGGCGACACCAUCAUUGUAGAGCUGGUUAACAAGCUCUUCACUGAAGGUGUUGUUAUUCAUUGGCAUGGAAUCUUGCAGAGGGAAACUCCCUGGGCCGAUGGCACUGCUUCCAUCUCGCAAUGUGCCAUUAAUCCAGGUGAAACCUUCAUUUAUCAGUUCAAAGCAGAUAAGCCUGGGACAUAUUUCUAUCAUGGCCAUUUGGGAAUGCAGAGAUCGGCAGGGUUGUAUGGAUCCUUAAUAAUAGAUCCAGAAGAAGGAAAGAAAGAGCCUUUCCAUUAUGACGAAGAAAUCAACUUAUUGCUUAGUGAUUGGUGGCAUAAAAGUGCUCACAAGCAAGAAGUUGGCCUCAGCUCCAGCCCAAUGCGUUGGAUUGGUGAACCCGAGACCAUACUGAUAAAUGGGAGAGGGCAGAUCAGUUGUUCAAUUGCAGCUAAAUACAACAAGAAUUUGGAGCAAUGUAAGUUGAAAGGAGGUGAACAAUGUGCACCAUUUAUCCUCCAAGUCAAACCCAAGAAGACUUAUAGGAUAAGAAUUGCAAGUACCACUUCAUUGUCUGCCCUCAACUUAGCCAUUGGGAAUCACCAACUGUUAGUGGUAGAAGCCGACGGUAACUACGUUGAGCCAUUUGUAACCUCCGAUAUCGACAUUUAUUCCGGCGAGUCCUACUCCGUCCUCAUCACCACCAACCAAGACCCAGCACAGAACUACUGGGUUUCCGUCGGCGUCCGUGGGCGGCUUCCCAAAACGCCGCCUGCACUGACUCUCCUCAAUUACCUCCCGAACUCCGUCGCCAAAUUACCCGUUUCUCCGCCGCCAGAAACCCCCAAUUGGGAGGAUUACGCCCGAAGCAAAAACUUCACAUACAGAAUCUUAGCCGCUAUGGGCAGCCCAAACCCACCGAUCAAAUUUAACCGCCGCAUCUUCCUUCUAAACACCCAAAAUCGAAUGAACGGCGGCUUCACAAAAUGGGCAAUCAACAACGUCUCUUUAUCCCUCCCCUCAACGCCGUACCUUGGCGCCAUCAAAAUCGGGCUAAACAACACCUUCAACCAAAAUCCCCCACCGGAAACAUUCUCGGAGGAUUACGACAUCUUCAACCCACCGCCAAACCCGAACACGAUCACCGACAACGGCGUUUACAUGUUCAAUUUGGGGGAAACGGUGGAUGUGAUUCUACAAAACGCUAACACAUUGAACGACAAACAUAGUGAGAUUCACCCUUGGCAUUUACACGGGCAUGAUUUUUGGGUUUUGGGGUAUGGAGAGGGGAAAUUUUCCGCCGCCGUGGAUGAGAAGAAAUUGAAUCUGAAAAACCCACCGUUGAGGAACACGGUGGUGAUAUUCCCAUAUGGGUGGACGGCGAUUCGAUUUGUGGCGGAUAAUCCAGGUGUUUGGGCGUUUCAUUGUCACAUUGAACCACAUUUACAUAUGGGAAUGGGGGUUAUUUUCGCCGAAGGAGUUCAUAAGGUUGGAACAAUUCCGACGAAGGCUCUGGCUUGCGGCGGCACUGCGAAAGUGCUUAUUAAUAACCCUACCCAAAAACCCUAGAAUGGGAAUCCUAGAAUACCCUUGAAAAACCACAGAUAUGUGGUUCUUUAGGGUUUAUGGAAGUUUUCUUGUCUUAUGUUUAUGAGCACCUUUUUUUUUCUUAAUAAAAUUUGGCUGGUUGUAUUUCGAAGUUUCUUUUCAAGUUUGAUUCAUGUACUUUUAAAUAUUCAUAAAUAUAAUCUC